AUGGCCCCGGCUCUGACCGAAUCGCCAGCCCAGCCCGCCGUGUUCACAUAUGACAAGCCUUCUCCAAAGAUCUUCCCGGACGGCAUCAAGACAAGCGGACAGACCUAUCCAGAGUACAGCCAGCUCAAGCCCUACAGCGAGUUCCCAAAGGAGAUCACAGGACCAACAGUAUGGAAGGCGGAGGACUACCAGAACAAUCCCGAGCGAUGGGUGCAUCGCUUCAGUGAAGAUGAGAUCCAGGAGCUCAGCGCGGCAGCGGACGCCUUCCUCGCAGCUGGCACGCCCAUGACUGGCAUCACAAAGGAGAAAUUCCAGCUCCCCAGAAUGGAACAAUACCUGACAGCCAUGCGAAACGAGAUUCUCAACGGCAAAGGCUUCAUCCUCUUCAAAGGCUUUCCCGUGCAAGAGUGGGGAAACCACAAGAGCGCAGUAGCAUAUAUGGGACUGGGAACAUAUCUCGGAUACUUCGUCUCUCAAAACGGCUUGGGCCACGUCCUCGGCCACGUCAAAGACACAGGUGCGGACCCGACCAAGAUUGAGUCCGUACGAAUUUACCGCACGACUGCCCGCCAAUUCUUCCACGCAGACGACUGCGACAUCGUAGGUCUCCUCUGCAUCGCCAAAUCCGCCGAGGGAGGAGAGUCAGACAUUUCAUCCUCCCACCACGUCUUCAACACUCUCCAACGCGAACAUCCCGAUGUGGUCGAGAGUCUCACGCAACCGAUCUGGUACUUUGACCGUAAAGGCGAAGUCUCCGCGGGCCAGGAGCCCUACACCCGCCAACCGGUGUUUUAUAAAGAGACCGGCGCGGACGGACGAAUCUACACGAAAUGGGAUCCCUACUACGUCAAGUCUCUGUCGCGCUUCUCUGACAAGGGCGUCAUUCCAGCUAUGUCCCCAGCACAGGUGAAAGCCGCGCAGGUACUGGAGGAUACCUGCCUACGUCUGGCCCUGCACAUGAUUUUGGACAUUGGUGACAUUCAGUUCUUGAGCAACGCACAUGUGUUGCAUAGCCGCACGGAGUACAAGGAUUUCCCGCCGCCGGCGCCGAGGAGGCAUCUGAUGAGAUUAUGGUUGGCGACGCCGGUGAGCGAGGGUGGGUGGAAGCUGCCGUUUGCUGAUAGUGAUCAUAAGAAGAGGGGUGGCGUGCAGGUUGACGAUACACCGCCGAGAGCACCGACGGACGCGGAGUAG
Zymoseptoria tritici IPO323 is the source of this 1194-nucleotide messenger RNA. RefSeq lists its product as uncharacterized. Gene Ontology annotation, molecular function: oxidoreductase activity. NCBI's taxonomy places the organism in Eukaryota, Fungi, Ascomycota, Dothideomycetes, Mycosphaerellales, Mycosphaerellaceae. The coding region runs from base 1 to 1194 and encodes 397 amino acids. The transcript is spliced from 2 exons. The record is from RefSeq and is a predicted model, not a curated record.